CUUUUAUAUUCACAUUUUAAUUUUAAUUAUCCAUUUGUAUUACUAAAUUGGUGUUAUUAUAUUUAAAAAUUGGUGUUAUUAUUUAAAAAAAUAAAUCAUUCUAUAGUAUAGAAUUAGUCAAGUUAGUGAUUUUUAUCUUUAGUUUUUAGUAUAUUUAUCAAUAGAUUAUAUAGUAUAAUGGUUAAGUGGAAUGAUGUAUGGUUGGAAAAGUUAGACCAAAAUCUAGUGAAAAUCCAAUUAUGGGCUGAAAAAAGAAACUCUAAAUAUGCUAUCUGUAAACUAUGCAAAAGUGAUUUAAAAUUCAGUUCAGUUGGUUUCCAAGCACUAUAUCAGCAUUCUUCAAAACCUAAACAUAAGUCAGUGUCUGAUCUAAGAUUUUCAAAAACUGCACAUCAUUUAUAUGUAGAUUCUAUCAAAAACUCUAUUGGGGGAGAAAAAGUUAUACAAUUUGAGUUCUCUAUUAAUGAAAAAAUUUCUGCUGCAGAAGUCAUGUGGUUUUUUAAAGUGGCAGAGAAUGAUCUUGCCUUAAGACAUUGUGACAACACACCAAUAUUGUUCCAAAGAAUGUUUCCAGAUAGUAAAAUAAGUCAAGGUUUUACUAUGAGUCAGCAAAAAGCUUCAUAUAUUUUGCAAGAUGGUCUUGGGCCAUUGUUGGAAAAGCGUUUAUGUAAUAGUAUCCCGUUAAGUCAAGGUGCAUUCACUUUAAUGUUUGAUGAAACAACUACUUUACAACAAAGUAAACAAAUGGAUCUUUUAUGUCGUUUAUGGUCAGAAGACGAAAACCAAGUUGUUACAAAAUAUUUAACAUCGCUGUUCUUUGGCAGAGCAACAGCAGAAGAUGUCAAAACUAUGCUAGCAAUCCCAUGGUAAAUUUUAAAAUUUACCAUGGGAUUGUCUUUUUAAUAUUUCAGCAGAUGGUCCUAAUAUUAACAAAGCCAUUUGGAGAUUGUUAAAUUUUUAUCUCCAUAGCAAUGGUUUUAAUGGCUUGUUACCAUUUGUAAGUUGCACUUUGCACACAGUGCAUAAUGCUUUUCGAAAAGCAAUUAAUGUUGUCGGUGAGGAUGCUGAGCAGCUUGCAUUUGAUUUACAUACCUGGUUCAAGAAUGCACCCUGUAAAAUAGAAGAUUUUAAAAAAUUAUCAGAUUGCAUUUUUAUUGACGAUGAAACAUUGUUUCUUCGUUUUAUCAAUACUAGAUGGCUUACUCUUUCUUCCUCACUUAUAAAGGUUCUAUUAAGGUGGGAAGACACCGAAAAAUAUUUUUUGGAAUAUGUUCCAAAACAAAAGGAAUAUAAAAGACACUGACAAACAACAAGCGUUAUAUUUAUUAAGAGUAGACCAUUAUUGGGCUAAAGUUUUUGAUAGUAACAAUGAAUAUGGAAAAACAAAGUAUGGGUAUCUCAGUAAAGUUGUUAAGAGCUGUUUAACAAUUCAGAAUGGAAAUGCCAGUGCUGAGAGAUCUGAUUACAAAAAUACAUUGACUCCUGGGAGAGUAAAUCUAAAUGAUGAAACAUUAAUGGUUUUGAGAAUAUCAAAAGAAUAUGCAAGAAGUUGCAGAGGAGCAUAUAAUGUUGAUGCACUCUC
Messenger RNA from Hydra vulgaris (swiftwater hydra), 1582 nucleotides. RefSeq lists its product as uncharacterized. NCBI's taxonomy places the organism in Eukaryota, Metazoa, Cnidaria, Hydrozoa, Anthoathecata, Hydridae. The record is from RefSeq and is a predicted model, not a curated record.